UCCGAGCUAAUACUCCGGCUUUCGUCUCUGCUAGAUUAAUUAGUAUCAACGCACAGCACAGCACAAUGGCACUCAGCGAGGACAGUCACGACUUGCUCCAAGCCCAGGUGGAGCUCUGGAACCAGACCUACAGCUUCAUGAAGUCCGUGGCGCUUGCGGUCGCCUUGGACCUCCGCGUCGCCGACGCCAUCCAUCACCACGGCGGCGCCGCCACCCUCUCCCAGAUACUCCCGGAGAUCGGCAUCAGCCAAUGCAAGCUUCCCGGCCUCCGCCGCCUCAUGCGCGUCCUCACCCUCGCCGGAACCUUCACCAUCCAGCCACCAGAUCAAGCAUCCCCGUCAGACGACGGGCACGAGCCUGUCUACAAGCUGACGACGGCCUCCCGCCUCCUCCUCACCAGCAACAACGACAACGGCGGCGGCGAGGGCUCGACGGUGACCUUGUCUCCGGUGCUCAACCACGUGCUCAAUCCCUUCCGCGACUCGGUGCUCAGCAUGGGGCUCACCGCGUGGUUCCGGCACGACGGCGAGCAGCACGGCCCCUGUCCAUUCGCCCUGAUGCACGGCGAGACCCUGUGGGAGGUGUCCGGGCGCGACGACGCACUGAACGCGUCCGUCAACGACGCCAUGGCCGCGGACAGCCGCAUCCUGAUGCGGGUCGUCUUGAAGGAGUGCGGCGAGGUCUUCGGCGGGAUCGACUCGCUGGUCGACGUUGCCGGCGGGAUUGGCGGAGCCGCCACCGUCAUCGCGUCGGCGUUCCCGAGUCUGAAGUGCAGCGUGCUGGACCUGCCUCACGUUGUCGCCAAGGCUCCAUCUGGUAGCAACGUGCAGUUUGUCGCAGGCGACAUGUUUCAGAGGAUUCCACCUGCAAAUGCUGUCUUCCUCAAGUGGAUUUUGCAUGACUGGGGUGAUGAUGAGUGUAUUAAUAUACUGAAGAAUUGCAAACAAGCAAUCCCUUCAAGAGAUGCAGGAGGAAAGGUGAUAAUCAUAGAUAUUGUGGUUGGAUCCAAGUCAUCAGAUGCCAAGCUUCUAGAGACACAGGUUUUGUGUGAUUUCGAUAUCAUGAAAAUUGGUGGGGUUGAACGAGAUGAGCAAGAGUGGAAGAAGAUAUUCCUCGAGGCUGGAUUCAACGACUACACUAUUAUGCCGGUUCUAGGCCUCCGAUCAAUCAUUGUCCUCUAUCCAUGAACGCUCAUCAGUGAACAAGUCCGCCACAGAAAUUAAAGCAUAGCAUGGUCAGGGUACUAGUGACUUUGUUCUGUUGGAUUACUAUAGCUGAAGUCUCAGUUUGAACGAGUCUUAAUGUUCAGUGUUCAAACUCAGUCAGUUUGAGUCUGUUCAGAUAAAUUGUGACGACCUAUCACUCCCAGCUAAGGUGAUAUCAUGACUAGUAUUUUAAUUUGGGUCAUUACUGAGUAAGCUUAUCCUUUAA
Molecule: messenger RNA, 1431 nt
Organism: Setaria italica (foxtail millet)
Lineage: Eukaryota; Viridiplantae; Streptophyta; Magnoliopsida; Poales; Poaceae
Product: 5-pentadecatrienyl resorcinol O-methyltransferase
Exons: 2
Coding region: 66-1187 (373 amino acids)
Biological process (GO): methylation
Molecular function (GO): S-adenosylmethionine-dependent methyltransferase activity; protein dimerization activity; O-methyltransferase activity
Source: RefSeq, a predicted model, not a curated record